AUGGUUUUGGGGGAGGAAGCCUGCUUCCCGCAAUCCGAGCUCAAAUCGAGCCCUCAACAGCCACAGAACACGAAAUCAGACGGAUCACACUAUUUCUUCACUCUUCGCGUACCUUCCGAUACAAAAUCCGGAAACGAUUCGGAUUUCGAAUAUGAGAGUUUGUUAAAUUACGGGCUAACGAUUUCGAGUAAAGGUCUGGAGAAGGAGUUAGAGGAGUUCGAUCGGGUUUUAGAAGAGUAUAGUGCAUUUUCGGUGAAAGAGGUCAAGAGCAGUGUGUUAGCAACGGUGGCAGUGGAGAAUGGUGGUUCUGUGGAGGCUAAAGUCGCAACGUAUUGGAUGACGUUGGCGCCAAAUGUUGAGGAUUAUAGUGGGUCUGUUGCGAGGAUGAUUGUUGAGGGAUCAAAUCAGUUAAUCAAGGAAAUUUUGGGGUGUGGGGAUGUGACGGUGGAUCGAUUAAAAUGGGGAAAUGAGUUUUUGAAGAAGAGGACGAAACCCGGUUCAAAAGCUGAAGUUAGUCCAAAAGCUUUGAAGAGAGUGAAGAGGUAUCAUCUUGUUUUCUUCUACAACAUUACUUUUAUCCAUUGA
Messenger RNA from Lactuca saligna, 585 nucleotides. NCBI's taxonomy places the organism in Eukaryota, Viridiplantae, Streptophyta, Magnoliopsida, Asterales, Asteraceae. The record is from the annotation of a GenBank genome assembly.